This is a messenger RNA of Cherax quadricarinatus, 1347 nucleotides long. The record is from RefSeq and is a predicted model, not a curated record. NCBI's taxonomy places the organism in Eukaryota, Metazoa, Arthropoda, Malacostraca, Decapoda, Parastacidae.
AUGCAAUGUGGAAAAGCUGAUCAGGGCUUCAAUCCCUUCAACCAGAUAGUUUCAGUUGUGGUGCGGAGCCAGCACAACUCUGGCUUGGGUGUACUUCCUCCGGAGGGGCAUGCAGCUCCAAUCAAGGAGGAGCCAAAUUAUGACAGCCUGGAUGAGGGUAACAUUCAACAUGAAAUUCAAUAUACUGAGCUUGUGAAUGAAGAAUGUGUCACUGUGAUAACCUUGCAGGUGAUGGAGGAAGCAGCACAACAUCUGCUGGGUCGUCAUAAUUAUACCAGUCUGUACAAGAAAGAUGCCACUAAGGCAUUGAAGUGUCUAUAUCGGAAUGUGUAUUCUGUUGCAAUUUCUCCCUCAUGCUGUGAUCUUCGAGCCAAAGAUAACAGCAGACCUUUGUGUGAUCCGGUUGAAUAUAUAAGAAUACAUACACAGACUGGAAGUGAGAAUGAUAUUGACAAUGAGUCAGAAUUUGAAACCAAAGAAAGUUGCAGACAGAAAUGCGGUAAACUGGUUGAGAGAAGAAAACGUGCUGCUGGUGAUAUAAGAUCUUGUGCAGUAGCAGCAGCAACAAAGAGACAUAACUGUAAGAAAGCUGUGAGCAGUGAUGGUUAUGACAUGUGUCUUAUAAACAUCAAGGGUCAGGACUUCCAUGGAGAGUUGCGGAAAAUCAUCGCAAUGUUGUUUCAUGUUGGAGAAGGAAAGGCAAGUGCAGACAGUAUGCUGCACUUACUGGAUGUGAAAAACAAUAGGAUAUCACAACACUCCAUGGCCAGUGAAGUGCCAUUAAACCUUUAUCAGACAAUCUUUGAAGACCAAAAAUGGCACUGGGACACCAAAGCCUUAAGAUUGGUCAUAUCUCAACUUCAAGCAUUUUGGUGCCAGCAGUCUGUUCGAGCCACAGCAAUGAGACAUAUACUUUGGGACUUUGAAAACUGUUACUUGGAAAGUACUUUAGACAUGAUGCAGGAAGACACCACCUUUAAUGACCUUCCACAAGACCAGUGUGAGAACUUACUUGGUCAAAAGAAAGUUCACAUAUUCCUGUCACGUAGCCAUGUUGCUAAUAAUGAUUUCAACCACACAGCUACACUUCUCCUGAUUGAAUUAAUCAGGGAAAGAUUUCAAAAGUUUCUUAUUAUUCACACGAGACCAGCAGUUUACAAGGAAGUACAGGAGGAGAUGUGUUUCCGUGGAUUUUCCUUCUCUUUGGAAAAGAUCCGAAAAAAGUGGAAUGAUCUCAUAACAUCAUAUCAGAAAAUAAAGGAACGGAAGCAGAAAAAUGAUGACCUGUGUGAACAGGUAUCUUGGGAUUAUUACCAGGUAUUGUAUAAAAUUUGUGGGUAUUUAUAG